Molecule: messenger RNA, 900 nt
Organism: Cucurbitaria berberidis CBS 394.84
Lineage: Eukaryota; Fungi; Ascomycota; Dothideomycetes; Pleosporales; Cucurbitariaceae
Product: DHS-like NAD/FAD-binding domain-containing protein
Exons: 2
Coding region: 1-900 (299 amino acids)
Molecular function (GO): NAD+ binding
Source: RefSeq, a predicted model, not a curated record
AUGGACACUCGCGAAGCUUGGUCGACUUUUGCAGAUAAACUGAGAGCCUCUCAGCGUGUUCUGUGCCUCGUGGGAGCUGGGCUCAGUGCACCAUCUGGUUUGGACACUUGGCGUGGGUCGAACGGGUUGUGGAACGAUAUUAAUCUGAGAGACCUUGCCUCGCCCAAUAAGUUCUUCGAGGAUCCAGUCACUGUGUGGACCUUCUAUGGCGAGCGUUUAGUUAAAACAUUAGCUGCGCAGCCAAAUUUAGCGCAUCACGCAUUAGCAGCUCUUGCCACUGGGCAUGAAGGAUGGCUGACUAUCAACCAGAAUGUCGAUGGGCUUCUCGAGCAAACCGAACAUCCUAUGACAAGGCUACUGGGUAUUCACGGCACAUUGCGUACUAUUCGAUGUACUUCUUGCAACUACAACACCAGAAUUGAAAGUCCGAGCGAUGUACCAUUUCUGCUGUUGUUGUCAACUCAAUUACGCUCGGUAACAUUAUCCGACCUUCCCCGUUGCCCUGUAUGCACAAAGCUAUUGCGUCCAGGGGUUGUCUGGUUUGGUGAGAUGCUCGCUGCUGGUGCGCCAGAUACCAUUGAUGACUGGAUAUCACAGGACGAUGUCGACUUAGUGAUUGCUGUGGGUACAAGCCUAGAAGUCUAUCCAGCUACAGAAUGGGUUGAGGCAGUGCGAGAGUCGGGGGCGUCAUUGGCUAUCAUUAAUACGGAAAAAACAGACCGGCUAGUGGAUGAGCUAAAUGACGACGACUGGUUUUUUGAAGGAGACGCCGCAGACAUUCUACCUAGGAUACUUGAUCUUGUCACAUACCGACAUCACGCAAAGUCAUCACCGGCAGCCCUUUCGUCGUCGGUGUCCGGUGCCUGCAGCUUGAAGAGGACGUUACUACCAUCGUCGUAG